UUUUGCGCGUCGUUGAUUUGCGCUGCUUCGCUCUAUAGUCUAUGGUUGGUUGUACUAUGGCUGCAGUAGCCACAACGGUAGUUGCGCGGUAUUGCGUGAUACUAUCAAAUUUUUAAAAACUAUGGCUAAAGGUGAUAAAGAACUGGAAAAACCCAUUGUUAAUAAUGAAUUACCAACCCCGGAGUGUCGUAGUGCAGAUCAGGAAGACUCGGAAUCGACACAAGAACAGCCCCUUGACAUAGGAGAGCAUUAUUUAGUGCGGCGUUCAGAUGAGUCAUGGCACCCGGCGGAGAUAAUCCAAACGCGGUACAACGCCGCGGACUCCGGCUUCGAAUACUAUGUGCACUAUGUGGGCUACGACCGAAGGCUCGACGAGUGGGUUUCCCGCCAUCGCGUCAUGUCCGAUAGGUUUGACAUGUGCGAGCAGUCGAAUAACAAUUUGAAUUCCGACCACCUGCUCACCGACAAGUCCGGCCGGAAGAUAACGCGGAAUCAGAAACGUAAACAUGACGAGAUCAACCACGUCCAGAAGUCUUAUGCAGAAAUGGACCCCACGACCGCUGCACUCGAGAAGGAGCAUGAAGCCAUCACGAAAGUCAAAUACAUCGAUAAAAUUCAAAUAGGAAAAUACGAGAUUGAUACUUGGUAUUUUAGUCCUUAUCCUGAUGAAUAUGGCAAACAGUCUAAACUAUGGAUAUGUGAAUACUGCUUAAAAUAUAUGAGAAUGGAGAAAACAUACAGGUACCAUCUAAGUGAGUGUACAGCAAGACAACCACAGGGCAGUGAAAUAUACAGAAAAGGCACCAUUGCAAUAUUUGAAGCAGAUGGGAAAGAGCAUAAGAUUUAUUGCCAAAAUCUAUGUUUACUAGCAAAGUUAUUUUUAGACCAUAAAACAUUGUAUUUUGAUAUAGAGCAGUUCUUAUUCUAUAUCUUGUGUGAAGUGGACAAGCAGGGUGCCCACCUAGUCGGAUACUUUUCAAAAGAGAAGGACUCCCCUGAAGGUAACAAUGUAGCUUGUAUACUUACCCUACCUCCAUACCAGAGACAAGGGUACGGCAAGCUGCUGAUUGCAUUUAGCUAUGAGCUCUCAAGAUUAGAGCAAGUAGUUGGUAGUCCAGAGAAGCCUUUGUCAGACCUCGGCAAGCUCAGUUACCGAUCAUACUGGUCCUAUGUGCUGUUGGAAGUGUUGAGUGCAAGUCGGGGCACAUUGAGCAUCAAAGAUCUCAGUCAAAUGACAGGAAUAUCACAAACAGACAUUAUAUCUACGCUCCAGUCUAUGAAUAUGGUGAAAUACUGGAAGGGCCAGCAUGUGAUCUGUGUUACUCCAAAAAUAGUUGCAGAGCAGCUUGCUAGCUCUCAUUUCAAGAAGCCUCGGCUGUGUGUAGACCCGUCGGCAUUGAGGUGGGUCCCUCCGAACAAGCAGGGGCAUUCGGCUAAGGCUAAAAAGUAGUACAGGCCAACAGGCAGGGCCUAGAGAAGAUUACACUGUUAGUUGCUACCAAAGGAUUCUCUAGGUACAGGCCUGUUUGACAACUUUAUUUUACAACUGCAUGAAGUGAGGACACUUGACUAGAGUAUUAGUAUUGAUAGCUUAUUAUGGAAAUAGUAAUUAUGCAGUUACAUUUACCCUGUAGCCAGAUUAUCAUGCUAAGUUGAAUAUUGCCAAUUCUUUAGUCAUUAUAGAGAAAUUAUGUGAUUGAAUUUCUGCAUAGCAUGCUAGUCUUUGAAGGCAUGUUUUGUAAACUGAAAUGAAACCCCCAAAACACUACUUAAGGUUUUCUUUCCUGGAACUUUGAGAGAUCUCAUAGUGGAAUAUACAAGCACAGCAAUGUUACUCUCUCUAUUCAUAUUUUCUCCCAUUCAAGAUGAAAUAUUUUUCAGGAUUCUAUUAUAGCAAGUUUUAAUGUAAUUUAGUGUGGCUAAAGGGUAAGUCAGAUUGCACUGCAUUUUUGAUAGCAUUGAUAUAAUCCUAGUGAGGAUUUCUGUAAUAAUUAAAUAAGUAAUUCCAUUUGUAGCCUCAAGUGCAAAAAAAAACCGGCCAAUAUGUUAGUAAAUAUUUAAUUAAAUAAUUGCAGUUAAUGUGUAAAGUGUAUUAAAACCAUGUUUCAAAGAGAGUAAAAGAUUACUUGUUUUAAGUUUCGUAGUUUAGUGUUUAGACAAUGAAACUUAUAGACAUAUAAAACUUAAAAGAAAGUAUUAAGCUUUGAAAAAAACUCUUCACUAGCUAGAGUAGCUAGCCACUAUGAUCCUUGGUGGUGUUGGACAAUUACAAUACCUAGAGUCCAUCUAAGUUUUUAUAAUCUUUUGAACUUUGCAUGUCUAUUAAUGGGGCAUUCCACAAGAAUGUCCUUUACGAAAUGCUUUUGCCUUGUAUGGCAGCUAAAUCAAUCAAAUCCGUAAAGCUUCAGAAUAUACUGCCAAUUUGUUAGCAUUCAUGAAAUAUUACCAGACCCAAUAUCAUUUUCUCAGCCUUUUCAGAACAAUUAGAAGAACGUCAUUUCGUAAGGGACAUUCUCGUGGAAUGCACCUAAUUUGGUUGUCUUUGGUGGCCCUAGCAAGUAAGGGUUAUGUAAAUAUUGUAGUUCAUGUAAGCCAUAAUUAUCGGAUAAGAUAAGGAAAAAUAGUGACAACCAAGCCCAUUACAUUAUUGUAUAACUUGGCACUAAAAGUGCAUUUUUAUAAUUUAAUAUUUUUUUGCCAGUUUAAAGAGCCACCCCACUAGCGUCUCCUGAGCGUCAGCGUCUAGUCAACUCUAUGGCUGCUGCUCGACGCAACGUUGGCGCAACUGCGCAGCGACGCCAUUUUCCAUAGCGCUGACUGGAUGCCCACGCUCGGAAGACACUAGUGUGGGGGGCUCUUAUUGAAAUCUAGAUCUGAAGCAAUGUUGCUUUUACUUCUCAUUCAGUUCCUGUACUGGUAAUAGUGAUAUUAUUCUUAAGUUGUUUAUUAAGUUAAAAAAUAGCUUAGUAUUAAGUUCAAUCAUUUGGUGAUAUGUACAAAACAUUGACCUCUUCUUAAACAGUUCACAAUUUAAAUUAGAUUGUCAUAAAUGUGAAUCCAAUUUAGUAUUUUAUUUGAUUUAUAGAAGCAUUCAACAAGAACUGUCUUAACUAUCUAUUUCUAUAGCUUCUAUAAUUCCAAAUUUUGAAUGUUUGUGUUAAUGGUCACCCUAAAACAUGGAAGACAACAAUUUUGGCUUUACGAGUGUUUAAUUUAAAAUAGUUUACAGGGCCUGACAAGGAUACAUCACUGUAUUAUUUCGUUACAUGAACGAAAAAAAAUCAUAUCAUUUGCUUAACUCCUAACAAUCUUUACCAUUUAUGGUGUAAGGAUGACCUUGGUAAUAUUAUUGUUGUUGUUUGGAAUGAACAUUAGUAACAGAACAAUUCUUGCAAAUAUCCACCUUAAUGACUGAGCAAAAAUAUACUAAUUUUAAUAACAUUCAGUCAGUUUUUGUUCGUCUCUAAUCACUUCAGCUAUUCAUAACAUGUUAUGUUAGUAUAACCAAGUAUAACACAUUUGAGCUUUAUAGGGUGAAUGACUUGUUACGUCAGACCUUUAAAAUAUCUUGUCUGACGUGAGAUACCGAGUAAUUGCGUCAUCCUAAUAGCUGGCUCAAAACAUGUUUAAAAAUGGCGCCUACCUGCCCUAGAAAAAGUUACGCGAAAAUUCCGCUAGAUGGCAGCUUUCAAGCUUGAUUAAUAAUGUUCUGAAUAUGUUUACAGGAAUAAUAAAAUUAAUGUUGUAGAACAUUGCUAUAACAUUAAUUUAAUGUCUACGUAUCGUACCAGUUAAAGUUAGAGGUUUUAAAAAAACUCAAUAGAAAAAUAGAAAUUCAAUAUUUACUUACAUCAUUUUUGUUUUACCGUGUAGUUAAUGUAAUAUGUAAAGCUAAAUAGAAGAUCAUUCUGUUUUUAAAUUACCCAGUGUUCUAUACUUGAGCCUAGUUUUGAACAAUUUGACUACCUUUAGGUUCUAAGUUACUUUAAUUGCCUUGUAGCUGUAGCUUUUAAUUUUAAUUGUAAGCAAUGCGUAGUCUUCAGUUUUCAAUUUGGACAUCAAGUUGCUAAAAUUUUAAAGAUCUUCCCAUUGCAUAUUUGAUUAGAUUCUGUGAAUCGUCAGUUAUUACAGUUUUUGUGAUAAUUCUUUAUUGUAAGAAAAUGUGUCGAAAGUUGGUGAUUAAAAAAAGAAAUCAAAUAA
Cydia strobilella is the source of this 4200-nucleotide messenger RNA. RefSeq names its product histone acetyltransferase KAT8-like (gene MOF). The record is from RefSeq and is a predicted model, not a curated record. Gene Ontology annotation, cellular component: MSL complex; chromatin. Gene Ontology annotation, biological process: negative regulation of DNA-templated transcription; positive regulation of transcription by RNA polymerase II. The transcript is spliced from 2 exons. Lineage: Eukaryota; Metazoa; Arthropoda; Insecta; Lepidoptera; Tortricidae. Bases 122 to 1450 code for a protein of 442 amino acids. Gene Ontology annotation, molecular function: histone H4K16 acetyltransferase activity; transcription coregulator activity.